CUACGUUUCUAAGGUAACACAAACUUAGAACUUGGCAGAAACGUCAGCUACUUCAUGCUUGGCAAACAGCGCGCAAGGUUUGUUUGCGGCAGGAAGUAAACGUCUCGUGUCCAUGUAUUACUCCCAUUUAUUCAGACGUUGGGAAUAAAACCAUGCAUGCUGACAGUGGGCCAGUUGACUUGGAUGUCUUCACACAGAGCCACGAUGAUUAUGCAAUCCGGUGUAACAAAGCAGCAAGAAUCAUACAGGGUGUAUGGAGAAGACACGUCGAUAGCAGAGUAUUCACAUAUUUCAAGAGACUAAUACAAUUCCACAACCAAGGAGACCCACGUGUCCUGCUGAGGCAUGUCAACCCUAGAGAGGCUGAUAUGCUGGACUCAGCAGCAGGGGUCUUUAUUCGAUUUAGACUUGGCGGAGUCAAGUUUCCACCAAGCAUCUACUACAAAAUCUUCACCCACCGGCCCAUAGUGGACAUGUGUGCCAAUAGCCCCAAGGACUACACAAACGAGGCCACGAGGCAGCCAGUGCCUCGCCAGGUGCACCUCCUCCACUCGGCUGUCUGCCAUGACGACAGGUCAGGCUGGUACAAACGAGUGGACAACAAUGGAUGGAGAGUGCUCGCAGGCAAGGUUGGUGUUUAUCCUGAUGAAGUCACUGUGGACACAGCGUCGAAGAGGGUCGAGCACCGGCAUACCAAGCUGCUGAGGCGUCAGGAUGUGGCGAAGAGGAGGAAGCUAAGGAAGAUCGAGUGGUUUAAAAAAAUGUAUGAGGAAGGGGCCCUGUGUGCGCGGACAGAGGACACAGAGACAGCAGUCUUAGUGGAGAAGUCCACGUUCGGCAUGCUGUUUGCUGUGGAUCAGCUGGGAGUGGACAACAUCGCAGACUGGGAGGUGGAUGAGCUGUUGGAGUGGACCAAUUCACUCAACUUUGAUGAGUAUAUCAGUGAAUGGAAGACGGUAGGCACCAGCCAGUCAUCUGUGCAAAAAGAGAGGAGAGCGGAGCCGUCUGGCAUCAUCACAAGUGACUAUUCCAAGCUGACUCAAAACGACAGCCAGUAUGUGACCAACAGCAGCACCCUCUAUCCCCAGAUGUCAAAUCAAAUCAAGUCCGAGCAUUCAUUGGACCCUGCUCCCUUAAACAUAGAUGGCAGUAUAUUAAUUUGAUGCCUGAUUUUAUGUCAACACAAGCAUUUUGAUAUGAGAAACAGUAAAGAAUAAGAAUAACCCA
Messenger RNA from Engraulis encrasicolus (European anchovy), 1227 nucleotides. RefSeq names its product chromosome 9 C11orf65 homolog (gene c9h11orf65). Lineage: Eukaryota; Metazoa; Chordata; Actinopteri; Clupeiformes; Engraulidae. The coding region runs from base 153 to 1163 and encodes 336 amino acids. The record is from RefSeq and is a predicted model, not a curated record. The transcript has 10 exons.